UGUUCUUUAGAAUCUCCAGUUAUUGGUAAUGCUUGUAGCGGCAAUACUCCUCCCAUAGGCUACUCAUCUGACUCAAACAAGUUUCUGUUGAGGUUUUUAGAUAAAAAUAUAAUGUAAGUGUAAAAUAUAAUGUAAAUUGUAUAUGCCGUCAUGAUAUGGGCGUCUAAAUCCAUGUCCAGUACACAGUGUAUUCCAAUAAGUUCAAUCACGGCAUCUGAAAAUGAAAAACUUCGUAAAAUAAUCUUUUUUUCCACGCAUAACGAUUGCCUUGUCUUCAUCGUCUGUUAAGUUAUUGGUAUAACUAUCGACUGUCAUAUUCGAUUGCUGUCGUAUUUCAAAUGUCAUCAAGAUGUAAACGUUUUUUGAUAUUCGAAACAUUAUUAUUGUUUAUACCACUUAUACCACCAUUGACAGGAUAUAGUGGAUGCACUGAAAAAUUUAUUGAAUUUAACGAUAUAGAUAACGCAUCUGUGAUAAUAGGUGGCUUGUUUCCGGUCCAUUAUUGGCAUCAAAACUAUAAAAAGUAUGUUUUAAAUAAACCGGGACUCUUAUGGGUUGAGGCAAUGAUAUUUGCAAUUGAUGAAAUUAACAAAAGCAGUUUUUUAAAAAACAAGAAAAUUGGUUAUCGCAUACGUGACAGUUGCAAUAAUAUUAAAAUCGCUAUUAAAUCAGCCUUAGAAAUUACGCAGAGUUUUCACCAAUAUCAAACAGUUGUCAACAAUAGCAUAUGUCAAUGCAAUUUACGUUAUAAAAAAGCUAUAGCUUUAGUAGGCGAUGCAGCAUCUGAUACUUCAACAAAUGUAGCAGCUAUUUUAUCUUCAACAGGAACAACUCAGAUAAGUUAUUCAGCUACAUCUACUGAUCUUAAUGCAAAGUUGUAUCGCUCAUUUUUACGAACUAUAUUACCUGACAACAUUCAGGCUGCACUUAUAACAGAUUUAAUGGUCUACAACAACUGGACGUUUGUCAAUGUUAUAGCAUGCGACGACGACUAUGGUAGAGUCGGAUUUAGCGAACUAUUACCAAGAUUGCAGGAAAAAGGAGUCUGCACGGCUGUUGCAGAGAUUUGCGAUGUAAAAGGUGAUUCUAAUACAGACCAAAUAAAAACACUUAUUAAAAAACUUUUUCUAGAAAAAAAAGCAAAUGUUAUUGUUCUUUGGUGUCAACGGCCAGAAGCUGUUCGAUUUUUAAAAAUUGCUGCCGAACUAAAUUUAUAUAACAAAACGUGGAUAGCUACUGAAACAUAUGGUUUUAGUAAUGAAGUUUAUGAUAUUAAUCCAAACGUUGUAAAAGGAAUGCUUGGAAUAAUCCCUUUGCAAGUUUUUUAUGAACCGUUUGAAACCAAACUAAAAUCUAUGAGCCCUAACUUGAUAUACAAAAAUCCAUGGAUUCAUGAGUAUUGGAAAGAAAAAAAUUGUGAAACUAGUAACAAAGCUAACUGCUCAAAUCUUAGUUUAUUUGAUCUACCGAAAAGCAAGUAUGCAGAAGUUAUACAUGCAGUUCAGUCAAUUGCUAGAGGGUUAAAUUCUUACAUUAAAUUAGAAAAUCCAUCAGAGUUUAAUCCUCAAAGACUUCUUUCAUAUGUAAAGAACGCAAGUUUUAUUGGUAUAAACAACUUAUUAAUAUCUUAUGAUGACCAAGGAAAUCCCAAAGCUGCGGGUUACUCAAUAACUAAUUUGAAAACAGAUAAUAAUAACAGACUUUUCUGGGAUGUUAUAGCAAUUUGGGAUUUUUUAUCAAGAAAAAUAACGUUUAAUUCAGGAAAACAAAUUACAUAUCCACGUGAUUCGGUAAAUUCGCUACAAUCGUCUUGCAAAGAAAAAUGCAAACCAGGUUAUUUUGCACUUUUAUUUGAAAGUUUAUGUUGUUGGGAAUGUGUAAGAUGCCCAAAGGACAGUAUACAGCCAAAUUUUGGACAAUUUAAUUGUACUCGCUGUACUGGAAGCAAAAUACCGAACGCCAUUGGAACAAAAUGUGUUUUACCAAAGAAAGUAUUUAUUUUUGCUGAUAGCAAAGAAGGUGUUAUAAUAAUAAACUUUUCUACAUUUGGAUGUGUGUUAGUCAUAUUUGUUGUUUUUACAUUUUACAGGUACAAAGAAACCCCUAUUGUAAAGGCUUCAAACAUAAAUCUAUCGUUAACGCAGCUUAUAAGUAUUUUGUUUACGUUAAUGUUACCCUCUUUUUGUGUUCAAAAAGAAAUCACUAAACAAAUAUGCUUUAGUCAACUGCUUUACUUUGCUUGCUUCAAUACAAUUACAGUUUCGGUGACUUUUAUAAAAGCUGACUUUCUUUUAAGAGUUUUUUCUAAAAGAAGAUCUAUUCGUUAUAAAAGUAAAACCAAUGCACACAGUACACAGUAUUAUGUACGAAUAAUUGUUAGAGAAUUUAUGCCGGUUGCAAUUUUAACCUUUAUAAGUGUUACGCUUUGUAUUAUUUCUUUGUUUUCUUUUCCGAUCGAAGUUAAUAGCGUAGUGACAAUACAAGGAGAUGAUAACAUACAAACUACAUCAUACUGCGACGGAUACUAUAACUCAAUUUUGUUUUUAAUGAUAACAUUUGUUGUACUAAUUGCAUUUGUUUGUGGAGUAUACGCAUUUAAAGCACGUAAUAUGCCUGAUACACACAACGAAGCGCAAUUAACUUGUUUAGCAACAUUUUUAUAUGUGAUAUCAUGGUUGAUAUUUGUUCCGUUAUAUCUUAGUACAAGCAAUCAACAACAAAAACUGGUUGUUUGGUGUUUUAUGUCAAAUACAUCCACAAUAUGUCUCUUUCUUGUCGUGUACUCCCCUAAAAUAUACUUUAUCUUUUUUAGAGCAAGAGAAAAUACAGGAGUAAGCUUUAGAGCUAAAAUCACACAUUUUAUGUUUACCAAUUUGGCAUUUGAGCCGUAAAAAAUUUUUAGAAAUCUUUUGAAAUUUUCACAGUAUAAAGAACAAGUGAAAUAAAAUUAAUAGAAAAUAAAUAACUUAAAAAUGUAAACUUAAAUUUAUUGAAUCUAUUUUUCUGCAUGGAAAUGCUUGUUUGAAGGGUUUGCUUUUAAAAUGAGUUACUUCUGUUAAACUAAAAUUGUACCUCACACUAUCAACCCUCAUACCCUUGGUACCAUCAAUCCUAGUACACUUAUUUAUGAUUAAUUUAAACAUUCCCUUGAAUUAUAAAAAAUUCAUAGAACUCGAACAUGUUAAGCUUUUUUACUAAUUCAAUGAUUUAAAGAUUUGCUAAAGUGUUGUUGCUAACUUUUCUGCACAGCGUAGAACGUAAGCUAAAAAAAGAAGUUCCUAUUCUCUAAAAUUUUUCACAGCUCAUUUAGAAUUAAAGUAAAAGAUGCUACCAGCUACCAGAGCUUUCAGUUAAAACAUUUCCAUAAACUAGGAAAUCUAAAUUGCACGAAUCUACAACUACCAUACGUUGGUAAAAUUACAAUGUUCCGAGUUACGUUGGCACAACAUCGGUCACGAUUUAUCAUUUUGGUUUCAUUAUAUAGGUAUAUCAUUUUGGUUGCAAAUGCGGUUUUGUAUUUUAAGUUGGCGAAGUGUAAUAUUUUACGUUAUAUUUUUUAAGCCUGUUAACUCUAAAA
Hydra vulgaris (swiftwater hydra) is the source of this 3577-nucleotide messenger RNA. Its product is annotated as extracellular calcium-sensing receptor. NCBI's taxonomy places the organism in Eukaryota, Metazoa, Cnidaria, Hydrozoa, Anthoathecata, Hydridae. Gene Ontology annotation, biological process: regulation of synaptic transmission, glutamatergic; G protein-coupled glutamate receptor signaling pathway. Gene Ontology annotation, cellular component: plasma membrane. The record is from RefSeq and is a predicted model, not a curated record. Gene Ontology annotation, molecular function: adenylate cyclase inhibiting G protein-coupled glutamate receptor activity.